Exserohilum turcica Et28A is the source of this 3156-nucleotide messenger RNA. RefSeq lists its product as uncharacterized. Bases 1 to 2826 code for a protein of 941 amino acids. The record is from RefSeq and is a predicted model, not a curated record. Gene Ontology annotation, molecular function: GTPase activity; microtubule binding; GTP binding. Gene Ontology annotation, cellular component: microtubule; cytoplasm; membrane. The transcript has 4 exons. Lineage: Eukaryota; Fungi; Ascomycota; Dothideomycetes; Pleosporales; Pleosporaceae.
AUGAGCGGCAGGCUCGUCGCGGGCCGCCUUCCCGUCCUCGCUCGCCGUUCACCGCUCCUCACACCACGAUUCUACACCACCCACUCACUCCCUGCCGGCGGUCUUUUACGCAAUGAAGCCGGCCUUCGACUGGUAAAACGGCGGCCGUGGCCACUGGGGAGCUACGCGCUGCACAACUUGCCCGCCACGCGAUCAAUAUCUUUUGCGAGAGUCAUACCCAAACUCGUAGGCAAGUUUGCGACUGUGGGUGCCGCCACCGGAGGGGCUAUUAUCGCCGGAGCCUCAUAUAUUCAGUACCAGGCCGGCCAGGCUGGCACCUUUGCACUUGAUCUCUUCAACCGAACCAAAGACGGCGCCACGGAGCUGGCCGGCGGGGCCCUCAGCACAGCGAAUGGAUUUUUCGACCAGAUAGAAAAGGGCUUCAAGUCGACCAAGGACGAGCUUGAAAACGUGCAGUACCCGGAAUGGCUGCAACGGAUACUAUCCAAGGAUGAAUCUAGUGGCUCAGGGGGCAACGGUAGUGGGGGUCCAAGAGAACCUAAGCACGGCGGCUCUGGUGGUGCUGCAGCAGCUGGCGCAUCAGGCGCUGCCGCCUUUGGAUACUCGCAAGAUGACGACGAUGAUGAGGAUAGGCCGCAGGCCGAAAAGAUUGCGCGAGACGAGCAGAUGAUGAUGCUCACCAAGAAGAUGAUCGAGAUACGGGGAUUGCUGCAGACGGUCGGACAAUCCGAAUCGCUCACGCUGCCGUCGAUUGUCGUCAUUGGAUCCCAGUCUUCAGGAAAAAGCUCAGUACUCGAGGCUAUUGUUGGUCAUGAGUUCCUCCCCAAGGGGCACAACAUGGUUACACGACGACCAAUCGAGCUUACCCUCGUCAAUACCCCAGAUGCGCGCGCAGAGUACUGCGAGUUCCCGGCCAUUGGCCUGGGCAAAGUGACAGACUUUGGCCAGGUUCAGAAGACACUGACAGACCUGAACAUGGCUGUGCCUGCCAGCGACUGUGUGUCGGACGACCCUAUCCAGCUUAGGAUCUACUCGCCAAACGUGCCAGACCUCUCGUUGAUCGAUCUGCCGGGAUACAUUCAGGUUACUGGCCGAGAUCAGCCCCCGCAGCUCAAGGAGAAGAUUGCCCAGCUCUGUGAAAAGUAUAUUAGACCACCUAAUGUCAUUCUCGCCAUCUCAGCAGCAGACGUGGAUCUAGCAAACAGCACGGCGCUGCGAGCAUCAAGGAGAAUGGAUCCCAGGGGCGAGCGGACCAUUGGUGUCAUUACAAAGAUGGAUCUUGUAGACCCCGAGCGUGGAGCUAGCCUACUAAACGAUCAGAAGUAUGCUCUUCGCCUGGGAUACGUUGGCGUGGUAUGCCGUGUACCGCCCGGCGCAGGCGGCUCUAAGCUCUUCAGUCGCGGCAAUGGCAACAUUUCGAACGCCAUCAUCAAGAACGAGCAUGCGUACUUUUCAUCGCACCCCGAGUUCUCGGAACGAUCGGACCUUGCUAUAGGUACUCAAAACCUCAAGAAGAAGCUCAUGCACGUGCUUGAGCAGACAAUGGCUGGCAGUCUUAAGACGACUAGUGAGGCUAUCCAAAGAGAGCUCGAAGAGGCAAGAUACGAGUACAAGGUACAGUACAAUGAACGACCAAUCAGUGCCGAGUCGUACCUUGCCGAGUCACUGGACGCCUUCAAGCACUCAUUCCGCGGUUUCACGGAACAAUUUGGUCGGCCGCAAGUUCGCGAGCUGCUCAAGCACGAGCUGGACCAGCAAGUACUCAACAUACUUGCACAGCGCUACUGGAACAGGCCUUUUGAAGACCUCAACGCCCCCUUUCCGGAAACCGACCCUCUCAGCAACCUUGUCAAGGCAGACAUAGAUGGGGAGGAUCAGAUUUGGAAGAUUAAGCUCGACAGCUCCAGUGCUGCCCUGACAAAGCUCGGUGUCGGACGCCUGGCUACCAACGUUGUUGCAGGCGCACUCCAGGCGCAUGUUGAUCGUCUCAUUACAAACUCGCGCUUUGCCGCGCACCCGUUUGCCCGACAAGCCAUUACGGACGCAUCAAAUUCUAUACUCAAGGACCUUUCCUACGACAUUUCUGACGAGCUGGAGAUUUGCAUCAAGCCCUACAAAUACCGGAUUGAAGUUGAGGAUGGCGAGUGGGCGAAGGGCCGUGAGAAUGUAACUGCCGUACUCAAAGAAGAACUCAAGGUUGUCGAGGCUACCGUCAAGCAGCUCGAGGACCAAGUUGGCGGACGCAAGAAGGUGCGGGAUGUCAUGACUUUUAUUGACCGCGUGCGAAGCGGACAGGUUAUGCUAGAGGGCGAUGGCGUUGGUGGUGCAGGUGGCUUCAGCUCUGCACUUCUGGCAAAGGGCCGUGAAGCAGUCUUCCUCCGAGACCGUAUCGACGUGCUCAAGCUCCGGCUCAUGGCAGUCAAGAGCAAGCAGUGUGCAACCAAGAAGAACAAGUACCACUGCCCUGAAGUGUUCCUGGAUGCCGUCGCAGACAAGCUCACGACGACGGCCGAUCUAUUCCUCGACGCGGAGCUGCUCUCCAAGUUUUACUACAUUUUCCCCCGUGAACUCGACGCGCGCCUAGGCCGCGGCCUCUCGCAGGAAGAAAUCGACCGCUUUGCAAAGGAAGACCCCAAGAUCAAACGCCAUCUCGAUGUCGUGCGCCGCAAGGAGCUGCUCGAGCAUGUGCUCAAGGAGAUGGAGGGCCUGCGCCAACUGGAGCAGCGCGAAAAACGCAUGAUGGGACGUCGUGAGGAGAGGGAGCGCGAGAGGGGUGAUCGCGAUCGUGAUCGCGAUCGUAGGAAGAAGGGUUGGAGCAUGUUUUGAGCCUUCUCUUUGCCCUUUUCUCUCUCUUUUUCCCCUCUCUCUUUUUCUCUCUUCUCCCUCGUUUUUUUUCAUGGCUUUUUGGAUUGAUUGAUUGAUGGAUGGAUGGAUUGAUUGAUGGGUUCGGGCUUCUGCACUUGGCAAAAGUUUGGGUUGAGUUGAGUUGAGUCGAGUUGGAAUGCAGCGGCAGAUGAAAGAUGAAAGAUGAAAGAUAAAGAUGUUUUGGCGGCCGGCUGGUUUAGAGAUUCACACACACACACACACACAUCAUGAUGGGCUACAAUGAUGAUGAUGAUGAUGAUGAUGAAGAUUAUGGGUGAGGAAUGAAUCCGC